AUGAUCAAAACAAACAACCUCAAAGAACAGCUUGAAUGGCUAAAUCAAGCAAAUCCUAAUCUACCGUGUCCUCAGAUUAUUGCUGCAGCACUCAAAAAGUACCCAAAAGACAAAACUGGCAACGCAUCACAAUCAACGCGUCAGACAUCCAAUAGUCAUCAACAACGACUUAACUCGAAUAGUAAUCAGUUUGAUUCAUUGCGGGGAGACGUCUCCGUUAUUGGCGACUUUGUUGUCACUACUAUAUCACCCGAAAGCGACAAAGAAAAUGUCCCACCACCAGUACCGAGAAGCCAACACAACUCCUUUCAUGAUUCUUCAUUCAACUCAUCAUUCAACGCGUCUUCUACAUCAGUAAUACUGCAAUCACUUACGCAAAGCAGAGGAGGGGCAAGCAGAUCUAGAAAAACACAGUCGAAACUACCGUUGGUGUCAAAGUUUUUCAAGCCACUGAAUGACUCAUCUGUGCACACGACCCAAUAUACACAGACACACAAUAGAAGCCAAUCCAGCCCUGAUAAUGUAAUAGACUUGACGCUUGACAAUGACUCUCCAAGGAAACGACCGGCACAGGAUGAACUACCUGUGUCGAACAAAAGAGCAAAGCCUGAUAACAUCCAACUCUACCUUGAAUUGAUACAGUUACAAGAGUCCAAGAUCAAACUACUAGAGGAGAAAUUUUUAAUUAGUGAAUCCACAUCCAUCUCAUUGGAUCAGAAAAAAGAACACUAUGUGGAAUUUCAGGCGAAAACUGAAACGUUGGAUGAUUUGAUUGCAAACUUGAAAGACGUGGCUAAGGAGGUUGAAGCUGCACCACCAACAACUCAGAAUGAAGUCACUGAAGACAUAGAGGAUACCACUAGUGACGCACAUGUGUUUAGAGCACCUGCAAGACCAACAAGAAUUGCAGAGGCAAGAGAGAUUGUGUCAAAUAUCGAUGUUGUCAACGACAAUCUGAUUUUAGAUAUAGAGGAUGAUUUCGGUAACAAUACCAUGGAAGGAUUAAGAACACCAACACAGGAGCGGGAUGAGGUCGACGACUUGGGUAGCUUUAUAGAUGACGCUUCAAUACCGAACUCCCCUUCCGUUGAUGGGUUUUCAGAUGAUGGCUCCGACGCGGUGUUGAUUGAAAGUCAAGAGAUACAUAAUCUUAGGUUGUCGCCAGAUGUUGCAGAGAAAUAUGGAAUUAAUUACGAUGAUAGGCCUGUGUCUCCAAGUCCAAUAAAUGAGAACAAUGACGAUCUAGAGUGGCUGAAUGAGGACCCAGAUAAUGACCAUAUCGAGGAUAUUGAGUUUUCUACUCAACUCAACCAAGAACGUGAGAUUGACGUCAUUGAGCUCGAUUCAGAUUCAGAUGAUGAUAUCGAGUUGGCUGAAAAUACCGCUCUUAGUGAAAUGCCACUACCUGCGCGCAACAUGAUUGGCUCGUCAGAUUCAGCAGCGUCAAACAUAAAUGCGAUUUCCGCAUCCGUUGUUGCCAAUCAAAAUGGACCCCCAUUAAUAAAUAUGGAUAGUGAGGAUGACUUUAGCGAUGAAGAUGACGAAAUCAUGCAAAUCAUCAAUGCACCAAAACCAGCAUCGCGGAUAGUGCCAGAGGGUUCUGAAGACUUUAUUGAUGAAGUGUAUGACACACUCAAUAAAGUGUUUAAGCUACAAUCAUUUCGUCCGAAUCAGUUGGAAGCUGUUAUUGCAUCCCUUUUGAAUAAGGAUGUGUUUGUCUUGAUGCCUACUGGAGGGGGGAAGUCUCUUUGUUAUCAACUUCCGGCGUUAAUCAAAGGUGGCCAUAGUAAAGGCACGACGGUUGUUAUUUCCCCGUUGAUAUCACUUAUGCAAGAUCAAGUGCAACAUCUAAUUCACAAAAACAUCAAAGCCGGAAUGAUUAGCUCAAAGGCCAAUAGUGACGACAAUAAACAUACACUAAACCUUUUUCGUGAAGGUUUUCUCGAUAUUGUAUACUUGUCACCAGAAAAAGCCAACAAAUCAACAAUGAUUCAAAAAAUUAUCGGCAAGCUAUACGAUCGCAAUCAACUAGCACGUGUUGUAAUUGACGAAGCACAUUGUUUGAGUUCGUGGGGUCAUGAUUUUCGUCCAGAUUAUAAAGGCAUGGGCUUUUUUAAGGAAAGGUUUCCUGCAGUGCCAAUCAUGGCAUUGACGGCCACCGCUAAUGAAAAAGUGCGGAUGGAUAUUGUGCAUCACUUGAAAAUGAAUUCACCUGUGUAUCUUAAACAAAGUUUCAACAGAACCAAUUUGUAUUACGAAAUAAGAUGGAAGAGUGGCAACUACCUCGAAUCAAUGAAGGACUAUAUCUUAUCACGGUACAAGAACAAAUGUGGGAUCAUCUAUUGCCACUCUAAGCAGUCUUGUGAGCAGACCAGUGCCAAGUUGAAUCUGUUUGGAUUGAAAACUUCGUUCUACCACGCAGGAAUGACACCAGAGGACCGUUUCAAGAUCCAAACGAAUUGGCAAAAGAACAAGAUUCAGUUGAUUUGUGCAACUAUAGCAUUUGGUAUGGGUAUUGAUAAACCAGAUGUGAGGUUUGUUAUACACUUAUUUAUUCCUAGAAGUUUAGAGGGUUACUAUCAAGAGACAGGAAGAGCAGGACGUGAUGGCAAGCCAUCUGAAUGUAUCAUGUACUAUUGCUACAAAGAUGCAAGGUCAUUGCAAAAUAUGAUUCAUCGUGAUGCUGAUUUGACUGAAGAAGGUAAGGAGAACCAUUUGGCGAAAUUGAGACAAGUUGUCCAGUAUUGUGAAAACACCACUGAUUGCAGAAGGAAGCAAGUGUUGCACUACUUCAAUGAGACCUUCAACCCAAUCAAUUGCAAGAAACAGUGUGACAAUUGCAAAAACUACAACCAUGUAACUGUUGUUGAAAAGGAUUGUACACAAUAUGCUCAGGACAUUCUCAAACUCGUCAAAUCGAUUCAAAAUGAAAAGGUGACUGUUUUACACUGUCAGGAUGUAUUCAAAGGUCUCAAGUACAACAAAAUUACUAAAAUGGGUCACAACAAUAAUCCUUAUCACGCAAAAGGCAAAAACUUGGACAAAACUGAUGUUGAGAGAAUUUUCUUUUACUUGCUUAGUGAGGAGUGUCUUGUUGAAUACCAGGUGAUGAAAGGCGGCUUCGCUUCAAACUAUGUCAGGGUUGGGAGAAACGCAUCAAAGGUGUUGAAUGGAAACAAAACUAUUAAAAUUCAAUUUAGCUCUUAG
Molecule: messenger RNA, 3207 nt
Organism: Lodderomyces orthopsilosis Co 90-125
Lineage: Eukaryota; Fungi; Ascomycota; Pichiomycetes; Serinales; Debaryomycetaceae
Gene: SGS1
Product: ATP-dependent DNA helicase
Exons: 1
Coding region: 1-3207 (1068 amino acids)
Biological process (GO): DNA replication; double-strand break repair via homologous recombination
Cellular component (GO): cytoplasm; nucleus; RecQ family helicase-topoisomerase III complex
Molecular function (GO): nucleic acid binding; 3'-5' DNA helicase activity; ATP binding
Source: RefSeq, a predicted model, not a curated record